AUGGGGCAGGACGAUCCCCCCAAUUACGACGCAGCGACGCUCGUGGCGGUUCCACUCGAUGGCCUCGAACCCCUCAAACAUUUGGCCGCGUUCCAGGUGCGUUUCUCCGCGUACGCAACUUUCGCCGACGCAACUUAAGUACAGGUGCAGCAACAGAAGGAGAUGCUCGAGGCGGCGCUCAACACGGUCUCUAUCGGCUACGAGGGCGCAAACAAGUAUAAGGUGAGGGUAGCGCAUAAAUCAAUUGUCGCGGCGCGCCAUUGUACGCACAGCAUAUCGUUCCCCAAGAAGCUGAACGUCGAGUACAAGGUGUCCUUCCGCGUCAGAAGGACUUCGCGGUACUCGCGCGCCGUCGCCCGACGGGUCCCGCGCAGGCGCUCAUGAUCGGCGCGUUGUUGUUGCUAGACUACAUGUUUUUCGAGGACGAGGGCGCGUGCCAGUUCCAACCGUGGCGCUGCGUGUGCAAGUUCAAGUGUUGCGACUGCUACUGUCUCGGUUGCAUAUUCCCUUGCUCGUGCAAUUGUCCCGCGAAAGAGCCGGAAGAGGGAGCCGGGGCGCCGUUCGCCGUCGACGUCGUCGAGCUCAUCGAAGCGCCGGCGGCCGAGGUCAUCGCGCGCGCGCAGUAG
Molecule: messenger RNA, 626 nt
Organism: Pelagomonas calceolata
Lineage: Eukaryota; Pelagophyceae; Pelagomonadales; Pelagomonadaceae
Source: the annotation of a GenBank genome assembly